Molecule: messenger RNA, 3255 nt
Organism: Cololabis saira (Pacific saury)
Lineage: Eukaryota; Metazoa; Chordata; Actinopteri; Beloniformes; Belonidae
Product: B2 bradykinin receptor-like
Exons: 2
Coding region: 128-1168 (346 amino acids)
Biological process (GO): G protein-coupled receptor signaling pathway; immune response; neutrophil chemotaxis
Cellular component (GO): membrane
Molecular function (GO): bradykinin receptor activity
Source: RefSeq, a predicted model, not a curated record
AUCAUCUCUUCAUCCUUUUAAGCAAGCAAGACAAGAACAGAAGACACAGGUAGCGGUUACUGGAAAAGUGUUUUUCUUGGUGAUUUAAGUUUCUCUCUUUCCACCAGGAGGGGCGACUCUUGUAAACAUGAGCAUCUCUGCCAACCUCAGCAUGAUGUCUGGAAACCAAACACAAGGAAAUAACACAAACUGUAAACUUUACCAUGACGACAGGACCUUCCAGGUGGUUCCAGUUUAUAUCCUCGUCAUAGCUGUGCUGGGAAUAGUCCUUAAUGUGUUCGUGUUGAUGGUGUUCUGUCUCCACAAGAAAGCCUGCACCGUGCCUGAGAUCUACUUGAGCAACCUGGCAGCUGCUGACCUGGUCCUGGUGUCCUGUUUGCCUUUCUGGGUCGUUAAUGUUUCAAGGAAAUUCGUUUGGACUUUUGAUGAAUCCUUGUGCAAAAUUGUCAAUGUGGGGAUUGUAAUGAAUGCUUACUGCAGCAUCUACUUCCUGGUUCUGGUGAGCAUAGAUCGUUAUAUGGCUCUUGUACACCCGAUGACCCAAAUGAGAAUGCGCCGACCUUCUUAUGCUAAACUUGGAUGUUUGCUGGUGUGGGGUCUGGGCUUUCUCCUGAGUCUCCCCUCACUCAUCUUUAGGAAACUAGGUUUUGAGGGAAAUGUUACGAGAUGCUAUAUUGAUUAUCCAAAAAAUACGUAUGUGCUGUUUGAGCUUAUGCUCUUCAUAUUCAGUUUCUGCAUACCUAUUGCCAUUAUUUCCUUCUGCACAAUCAAAAUUAUCAAAGUACUGACGAACAGGCUAAUUGAAGGUUUAGAGUCUCAAAACACAGACCAGAAGGCCACCACUCUGCUCUUGGCGGUCCUUUUGGCGUUCCUGAUCUGCUGGGUGCCUUUCCACCUGACUAAGAUGCCAACGAUACUUAGUAAAAUGGGCAUUAUAACAAAAUGCUCCGUCCUUUACGUCCUGCUCAUCUGCCGACAGACCUUCACCUACUUUGCCUUCUUCAACAGCGUUCUCAACCCCAUUCUCUACGUCAUUGUUGGCAAAAACUUCAGGAAAAAAACGAAGGAACUCUUUAAGCAGCGGAGUGUGAGAAAAUCAACAUCUAGGUUCACCAGUGCUCGCUCCUACCUCUCAAGAAGUACUACUACAACUCAACUCAAGACCUGACUGCUUGAUUGCAGUGGUGUAUUUUUUUUUUCUCAACGAAAUGUUUGAACUAUUAUUAUUAUUAUUAUUAUUAUUAUUAUUAUUAUUAUUAUUAUUAUUAUUAUUAUUAAUAAUAAUAAUAAUAAUAAUAAUAAUAAUAAUAAUAUCUAUCCAGAUAUAGUAUGUAAAAAUAUCAAAUAUAUUCCUUGUAUUAUUUUAAUUUUUUAUUAUUAUUUUAUUUUUUUAUCCCCACAUUUUUUUUCCAGUGUUCCUACCUACAGUAAGUGUCAAUCUUCCGCCACUGUGCCCCAUGUAUGUAUUCCUACUUACGUAGUUUUCCUUAGUUGUGAUCACUGUUUCUCAGAAAGUCGUAAGGUUGAAUAGAUAUCCAAGAGUGUGGCUGAACUUGUUUGAUCUUUCUCUUUGAUAGUGUGAUCCAAAUAAAAAAUGACAAGGCUCUGGAGGUGGGAAGAUUAGUUUUCAGAUAGAAGAAAGGUGCCCUCCAAUGAACUAGCAGCCUGUCCGGGGUAUACCCCUCUGAAAGCUGGGAUGUGCUCCAGCAGACACCCAUGACCCUGCAUUGGAAUAAGGUUGUAUGGAUAAUGGAUGGAAGAAAGGAUGUCUUUACUUUUAUUAACCAUAUAUGUUAAACAUAACAGUCAUUUCCUUUUAAACACAUAUUAAUGUAAACCUCCAAAAUCAAAUUUGUCUAUUUCCACAUUUAAAAUGUUUUGCACUGCAAAUUUUGACAGUUCUUCCAGAGAGCUUAACUCACACGUCUAUAUUGCAUCAACCAACUGAAGUAAAAAUCUGAACUUUAGAGUAUGAACAGCAGACAUCAGUUAUAAUAGGCGGUACCAAAUGUGCCUACAGCUGACACUUUAAAAUAGCUGUUUAAGAGCCAGUCAAAUUCUAUGGGUCCAAAUUUACAAAUGUGAAAAGCCAAAUGCUGAUGAAAUUUUAAGACUUGACUAUAAUGCAUGUUGUUUAGUAUGUGUUAACAUCAUCUCUAUUCUAUCAGUGAUUCUAACAGUUCCAGCCUCAUUAAAAGGUUGGGAAAAAAAACACUUCUUUACUUUGCAUCAUCUGCGGACGGCACUGAGGAAAAAUUGGCUAUUAUUGGUCGACUAAAAAUUUAAGGGCUGGCCAAUUUUGUUAAUUGUACAUGUUUGAACUUCAAAGAACUAAGCUCAGUUGAUUGUUCAGACAGCCUCCGAUGUAUGUUGGAAAAUUUGGUCCAAGGAGAGCUUUGAUGAAAGAAUUAAAAUGAGACAUUACUGUAUGUGGCUGUGAAUAUUCUUCUGCUCAUAAAAUAUACAUUUGUGAAAUAAUCAAUCCUUCUGCUAAUCCUUCUUGGAGCCUAUGAUUCUUGUGUUUGAAUUAACCUAAAGUUAUAUAUGUUCUGCUCAACAAACCAGUUAAACUCAUGGGUGUAGUCAUUUCAGAUCUAAUGUGGGUCUAGACAUCCUGUUUACAUGUAGUACUUUACAGGACAUGGGUCUCAAAUUACAUGACUGUUUGUUCUGCCACUGACAUCCAGAGUUGUUUGAUUAGAAAUGCUUUCUGAUAUAACAAUCGACGUAUCUGCUACAUAAUUAACCAGCAUUAUCACAUGUGUAUUGUAUUUCAGUCGUAAUGGACUCCAAUUAAGAUAAUGAAAGUGAUUCACAAAAAAGAAAAAAAAAUGUGACUCCAUCUUGUGAUGGCUUAGAGCAGGGGUGUCCAAAGUCGGCCCUCGAGGGCCGGUGUCCUGCAUGUUUUAGAUGUCUCCUUGCUUCAACACACCUGAUUCAAAUUAACAGUCGUCACCAGCUUGCCAUCAAGGUCUGGACAACUCUGUUGGUGAUACAGCUACUUUUAUCACGGUGUCUCUGAAGCAGGGUAACAUCUAAAACAUGCAGGACACCGGCCUUCGAGGACCGACUUUGGACACCCCUGGCUUAGAGGUAAAAACCAGAAAACAAGUCCUACCAUCCUUUGAAUCCAAAAGUACAUAUGCAUGCAUCUGCAUUUGUUGUAUACUGUUUAAUAUUCACAGAAAUAUAAUUUGCUGUUAUAUAUUUCCUUAUUUUUUUUAAUAAAUGUGUGUGAAUCAAACCUUAUAAUAA